AUGCGGCGACCGAGAGGCCGAGACAGCAGCAGCAGUAGCAGCGACCCCUGGGAGGCGGAGACCAGGAGGCAGAGGCAGCAGCAGCAGCAGCAGCAGCGAGCCCUAGGAGGCGGAGACCACGUGGCUGAGGCAGCAGCAGGAGAAGCACCGACUUCUGGGAUGCGGCGACCGGGAGACCGAGGCAGCAGCAUCAGCAGCAGCGCGCCCUGGGAGGCGGGGACCAGGUGGAUGAGGCAGCAGCAGCAGAUGCACCGACGACUGGGAUGCGGCGACGGGGAGGCCGAGGCAGCAGCAGCAGCGGGGAGCCCUGGGAGAUGCAACGACGACUGGGGGGCGGCGACCAGGAGGCGGCGACAAGGAGGCGGAGGCUGCAGCUACAGCAGCAUCGAGCCUUGGGAGGCGGAGACCAGGUGGCUGAGGCAGCAGCAGCAGAUGCUCCGACCACUCGCAUGCGGCGACCGGGAGGCCGAGGCGGCGGCAGCAGCAGCAGUAGAAGCAGCAGGUGGCUUAGGCAGCAGCAGCAGAUGCACUGACGACUGGGAUGCGGCGGCCGGGAGGCUGAGGCAGCAGCAGCAGCAGCAGCCAGCCCUGGGAGGCGGAGACGAGGUGGCUGAGGCAGCAGCAGCAGAUGCACCGAUGACUGGGAUGCGACGAUUGGGAGGCCGAGGAAGCAGCACCAGCAGCAGCGAUCGCUAG
Messenger RNA from Schistocerca piceifrons (Central American locust), 696 nucleotides. RefSeq lists its product as uncharacterized. The transcript has 2 exons. Bases 1 to 696 code for a protein of 231 amino acids. The record is from RefSeq and is a predicted model, not a curated record. Lineage: Eukaryota; Metazoa; Arthropoda; Insecta; Orthoptera; Acrididae.